ACGGGGGAGGGAGGUGGGUAAAAGCGCCGCGUUGGCGCGGCUUGUCCCCUCCGCCGCGUUACUCUCUUGCUGUGGCGGGGGCCCGGCUGCGCUCUCGCGCCUCCCCCCCCCCCCGCUUCUCCGGCAGCCAGGGCUCCGUCUGUCCCCAUGGCCGCGGCGCAGCUGCUGCUGCUGCUGCUGUGCGCGUCGUCGCUCCCGUGCGGGGCCCCAGCCUCCCCCAAGGCCGUGACGGCCCGUCUGGCGGCGAAGUGGCCGGCGACCUCCCUGCUGUUGGAGGCGAGUGAAUUUAUUGCAGAAGAAGAUAAUGAGAAGUUUUGGCAGUUUUUGGAAACUGUACGAGAAUUAACAAUUUAUAAGCAAAGAGAUUCAGAACAUUCUUACUACAACUUAAUCUUGAAGAAAGCAGGACAAUUUUUAUCCAAUUUGCAGAUCAAUCUCUUGAAGUUUGCCCUUUCCAUAAGGGCAUACUCACCAACUGUUCAGAUGUUUCAACAGAUUGCAGCUGAUGAACCUCCACCAGAAGGUUGCAGUGCAUUUGUGGUUAUCCAUGAAAAGCGCACCUGUAAGACUAACGAAAUUAAAAAACUUCUGAAGAAGGCAACUAAGAGGCCCAGGCCAUAUCUGUUUAUAAAGGAGCAUAAGUUCCCUACACUCAAUGAAAAUGUUCCUGUGGUUAUUCUUUAUGCAGAAAUUGGUACAAAAGACUUUGUUAAAUUUCACACAAUUUUGUCUGAAAAAGUGCAAAAGGAGGAAAUUGUUUAUAUUCUCCGGCAUUAUGUUCAGAAACCAAGCCCCAGGAAAAUGUAUUUGUCUGGAUAUGGUGUGGAACUUGCAAUAAAGAGUACAGAAUACAAAGCAUUGGAUGACAUACAGAUUAAAGCCACAAAUGACACAACGGAAGAGGAAGAUGAUGAGGCAGGUGAAGUCCAGGGAUUUCUCUUUGGCAAAUUAAAACAGAUGUAUCCUGACCUUAAAGAUAAUCUGAAGGAGUUCAGAAAACACCUAAUUAAAAGUACUAAUAACUGGGAACCGCUGAAGGUCUGGGAGCUACAAGAUCUAAGUUUUCAAGCAGCUUCUCAAAUUAUCUCCACCCCUGUUUAUAGUGCCUUAAAGGUAAUGAAAGACAUUGCUCAGAACUUCCCAAUAAAGGCCAGAUCUUUGACCAGAAUUCCUGUAAACCAACAAAUGCGAAAUGAAAUAGAGAAGAAUCAGAAGCAUUUCCAUGAAAUACUCGGAAUUCAGCCUGGAGAGGCACAUUUAUUUCUAAAUGGUCUUCCUAUUGACCUGGAUUUUCAUGAUCCGUUUAGUAUUUUGGAAACUCUUAAACUGGAAGGAAAAGUGCUUCAUGGGCUUCAUGACCUUGGAAUCAAAGAGGAGGCCUUCAGCAAAUUUAUGAGAUUACAGAUCCAUCCUGUGGAUCCCGAUGACAGUUGCGUAUUAGAUAUUCGUCACUCUUCGAUAAUAUGGGUCAAUAACAUAGAAAAAGAUCACAUCUACAACAAAUGGACCACAAGUUUCCAGGAACUGCUUAAGCAAACCUAUCCAGGAGUUAUACGACAGAUUAGGCGCAAUUUGUAUAAUUUGGUACUAUUUUUUGAUCCUGUCCAGGAACAUGCAGCUGAUUUUGUUAAACAAGCAGAAUUAUUCUAUCAUCACAACAUACCACUUAGAAUUGGAUUUGUUUUCAUCUUAAAUACUAAUGAAGAAAUUGACGGGAAUGAGGAUGCUGGAGUAGCUCUUUUGAGAGCUUUCAACUAUAUUGCAGAAGAAUCUGAUACUUCUCAAGCUUUUAUCUCCAUGAUAAAUAUGUACCAUGAAAUGAAAGAUGGAGAAGUUUUCACUGUGAACCAUGUGAGGAAUGUUCUUAGAAAUGAGUUCCCUCAUGCUGACAUUCAGAGUAUAUUGGGUGUUAACUCUGAAUAUGAUGAGAAAAGGAAGGCAGGAGUAGCCUUUUAUAAAAAGACCGGCCUGGGUCCAUUGCCUCAAGCUCUGUUUAAUGGUGUGCCCUUUAAUGGUGAAGAGAUGGCUGCUGCAGAAUUAGACACAGUUAUUCUCCAGAGGAUCAUUGAUGCCAUGGGGUUUUUCCAGAGGGCAGUUUUCAUGGGCUUGCUAAAUGAUCAUAUGGAUGCGGUAGAUUUCCUCAUGGAUCAGCCUAAUGUAGUUUCCCGUAUAAAUCCCACUAUUCUUGGCACUAAGAGAAGAUUCAUAAAUUUCAUAUCCACGUCAGUUCCUGUUGGUGUGGAGGAUUUCUCCACUUUCUCCUUUUUGGACUCACAAGAUAAGAGUGCUGUAAUUUCAGAGAACAUGAAGUAUUUAACAAAAAAAGAUGAAGAUGUAAUAUAUGCAGUUACCAUCUGGAUUAUUGCUGAUUUUGACAAGCCACCGGGGAGACAUCUGCUUUCUAAAGCUUUGAAACACCUGAAAACAAGCAGUCAUAUGCGGCUUGGGAUUGUGAACAAUCCAGUAUCAAAAAUAACGGAAGAUAACACAGCUAUUGCAAGGGCAAUUUUGACCGCCUUUUUAACACAGAAAAACAGCAGCUUAAAAAGUUUCCUAAGUAAGAUAGCUAAGGAGGAGACAGCAAAAGCCCUUGCUACAGGAACUAAAAUUAAGAAAUUGCUUGUUCCGGGAAUGGAUGACAGUACUUUUGAGAAGAAAUACAACACUUUAGGAACGGAUAUAAUUCAAACUCACCAAAUGUUCUGUCAAGAAGUUCUUAAACUGCUUCCUGGGCAAAUGGCUGUUGUCAGCAAUGGGAGGGUCCUGGGUCCUUUGGAUGAAAAUGAGUUCUUUACUGAAGAUUUUCAUUUGUUGGAAAAGAUAACAUUCAGUACCUCAGCAGAGAAGAUUAAAAGCGUUGUCAGAGAGAUGGGGAUCAGCUCUAAACAUGGCAGUGAUUUGAUUAUGAAAGUGGAUGCCCUUCUGUCUUCAUUGCCUAAAACAGUCAUUAGACAAAAUAUUGAAUUUCUCAAAGAGCAACACAGCAUAGUAAAAAUAGAUCCUCAACAGAAUGAACCAUUCUAUGAUGUUGUUGCUAUUGUUGAUCCUUUAACAAGAGAAGCACAGAAGAUGGCACAUUUAUUGAUUGUACUUGGAGAUAUUGUCAACAUGAAACUGAGGCUGUUUAUGAACUCUAGAUCUAAAUUGUCAGAAGUACCUUUGAAGAGCUUUUAUCGUUUUGUUCUGGAGCCAGAACUGACCUCUGGGGCCAAUAACCGCUUUCCUUCUGGACCUGUGGCAAAGUUCCUAGAGAUGCCAGAAACACUACUUUUGACUCUAAACAUGAUCAUUCCUGAAAGCUGGUUGGUUGAAGCAGUAAACAGUUCUUAUGAUCUCGAUAACAUUCAUUUACAGGAUGUAGAAGGAAUUGUUACAGCAGAGUAUGAACUGGAAUAUCUAUUACUUGAAGGACAUUGCUUUGAUAUGACCACUGGACAACCUCCUCGGGGAUUACAGUUCACUCUAGGCAUGAAGAAUAAUUCUGUUAUGUUUGACACCACUGUGAUGGCCAAUCUGGGGUAUUUUCAGUUGAAAGCAAAUCCAGGUGCGUGGACAUUGAGAUUACGCGAAGGAAGAUCGGAAGACAUCUACCACAUAUUUGUCCAUGAAGGAGCAGAUUCUUCAGUCCAGCUGGAAGAUGUUAUUGUAGUAUUAAACAACUUCAAGAGCAAAAUCCUCAAAGUCAAAGUAAAAAAAAAACCUGAUAAAAUUGAUGAAGAUCUCCUUAGUGUUGGGGUUACAGAAAAAAAAGGAGCAUGGGAAUCCAUUACAAGUUUUUCAGAUCUUCAAACAGAAGAAAAAGAGAAGAAAAAGUAUGUUCUAAAUAUUUUUUCGGUUGCUUCAGGCCAUUUAUAUGAACGCUUUUUAAGAAUUAUGAUGCUUUCCGUUCUGCGUCAUACCAAGACACCUGUUAAAUUUUGGUUUCUGAAAAAUUAUCUUUCUCCUACAUUUAAGGAGAUUAUUCCUCACAUGGCCAAAGAAUAUGGAUUCCAGUAUGAACUGGUACAGUAUAAGUGGCCCCGCUGGCUUCAUCAACAGACUGAAAAGCAAAGAAUUAUCUGGGGUUACAAAAUUCUUUUUCUAGAUGUUCUUUUUCCACUGGCUGUGGACAAAAUAAUAUUUGUUGAUGCCGACCAGAUUGUGAGAAGUGACCUCGAAGAACUUAGAGAUAUAGAUCUAAAUGGAGCUCCCUAUGGAUAUGUCCCCUUUUGUGACAGUCGCACAGAAAUGGAUGGAUUCCGUUUCUGGAAAUCAGGGUAUUGGGCAUCACAUCUUGGAAAAAGGAAAUACCACAUAAGUGCCUUAUAUGUUGUGGAUCUUACGAAGUUCAGAAAGAUUGCUGCAGGAGACAGACUUCGGGGCCAAUACCAGGCUCUCAGUCAAGAUCCAAACAGUCUAUCAAACUUAGAUCAGGAUCUUCCCAAUAACAUGAUUCAUCAGUUGGCCAUUAAGUCUCUCCCUCAAGAAUGGCUCUGGUGUGAAACCUGGUGUGAUGAUGAAUCCAAGAAAAAGGCUAAAACAAUUGAUUUGUGCAAUAACCCUAAAACCAAAGAACCCAAACUAAAGGCUGCAUUGAGGAUAGUCCCAGAAUGGGUUCAGUAUGACUCUGAAAUACAAAAACUAAUAAAGCAACUUGAAAACGGGAAGAAAAACUUGACUCAGUCUUCUCAAAAAGUUUUUCAACAUGAUGAACUUUAGCAUCAUUUCCAAAAGGUAGCUGUGGUGGCACAACUGAAUCUUCUACAUGAGAUGGAAUGGAAGAUGUACAUACUGCGGAGGCACUAUUCUGAACAUUUCAUCAAUAUGUGAAGUCAAACUUUUUAUAAUUAAUAUGUUGCUUAAAGCAUUCAAACAGAUUGGGAAGAAAAGAUAAUGUAAGAUCAGUAUAUGAAUAUUUUAUAGUUUUGUUUUUACCAAGGUAUGUGGGCUUUCCUAUUUUGUUGAUUUCCCACCCCUCCCCCCACCAAAGACAGCUGAUAUAUAGGACCUGGUCCUGCAUCCCUCCCAUACCCAAAACUCCCAAUUUAUAAGGAAUGCUGGAUUGGACCCUUUAAAUUUAAAUUGUAUGGGGAUUUUUUUCAGAUUGCCUGGUUGUCGUCAAUGAAUGUUACGCAUUGUCAGAUGUUUAAAGGGAUACUUGAAAAUAAUCAAAGUUGAGCAUAUUCAAACUCUGUAGUAUAAUGUACAUGCAUCAGUUUUUUCUUGUAUAAGAUGUACUGUGUUUCACAAGAAAAAUUCACAGCACUGCAAGGGGCAGUUGUAAAACAGUUUUUUAUUGAAAUCUAGAACUUUGAACCAAUCCAAAAUAUUUAAAAUCAAUUUCAAAGUUUAUAAAACCAAGGAUGUGAUUUUAAAUUUAUUGUGCAAGCUUGAUGUACUAAGUUAUCUGUUUUUAAAAAGUCAACUUACAGCCAGUCACACUUCAUUAUUUAUUUUGUUACAUAUUAAUCCAAAACAAGCUCUGUAACAAAAGAUAUUUUAAAAUUUCAGUAGAGUCUAUUCUUUUAUAUGUUCACUUCCUUUAUCAUAUUUGAAAUACAGCACUAUAACUGUGUUCCAUAAUUAUUCUGUCUGAAAACAAGAUCAGAAUGCAUCCAACAGAGAAUUAGGCUAGAUUUCAGAGAUUGGAACAGUGUGCUUGAAACACAGAAUCUAUGAGCAUUUUAAAAAAACUUAAACAGCACUAGAAGAACCGUCUUACAUAAGGCCAGAUUCUACUGUUGACUAUAUGUGCACAGCUCUCAUUGACUUAAUAUGUGUAAGAGAGCAAAUGAUACUGUAUAUUUAAAAAGGAAACAUCUUCCUAGUCAAGAACUUGCUGUUUUUCUUGAGAUUUUACUUACGUCCUUUUGUGUUCAUGUGCACUGUUUUGCAAUGAUUUUUUUCUUGAAAUUUCAAGUUUCAGAUCUCUACUAUGAAGCUUUUGUUAAAUUAAGAGCUAGAGUUCUACAUCUUUAAAGCAGUUAUUUGUCUCUGUGAGCAUUAUUCCUUAGCUGGCUGGGAAAUUUCUCUUACAAAGCCAUAAAAAGUUUAUAAUUUGCAUAUAGAUUUUUGUUCAUUUUAUGUGAAAGCCUCUACUCAACAUCCCAUUUAAUUGGAAUAAGAUUAAAUGUUAAGAAAACAGAUCUAGUUUUCUUUGAGAGAGUGUUUAAACGAUAUCUAUUUUCUAAAAUAAACAAUUUGUUGGAACUGUUUAAAAGAUUUAGUGGGACAGAUGCCUUAUUUUAUGCAGUGUUUUACAGGUGAUAUUUUACAACUUUUUUUUCUAUUUCUAUUUAUGGAAGCAUAUUUUCAAGAAAAGGCCCACUAAUAUGAAACCUUCAGUUUGAAAUGCUGUUUUGCUUGUAAAAUAAAGGGCUCCAAUAAAUACAAUCACUACUUCUCAAAGACUUCAAUAAAAGCAGCACUUCAGUCAUCAUAGAAUAUCAUUUUAUAUUUUAUGAUAAAAGAAACCAGCUGUAUAUGUUAUACAAAAUAUUAAAGAUGCCACUGAUGGCCUAAUAAAACAAAAUAAUUGUACCUUCA
Molecule: messenger RNA, 6525 nt
Organism: Dermochelys coriacea (leatherback sea turtle)
Lineage: Eukaryota; Metazoa; Chordata; Testudines; Dermochelyidae
Gene: UGGT2
Product: UDP-glucose glycoprotein glucosyltransferase 2
Exons: 39
Coding region: 148-4698 (1516 amino acids)
Cellular component (GO): endoplasmic reticulum
Molecular function (GO): UDP-glucose:glycoprotein glucosyltransferase activity
Source: RefSeq, a predicted model, not a curated record